Molecule: messenger RNA, 1312 nt
Organism: Mizuhopecten yessoensis (Yesso scallop)
Lineage: Eukaryota; Metazoa; Mollusca; Bivalvia; Pectinida; Pectinidae
Product: glutathione S-transferase 1-like
Exons: 5
Coding region: 350-973 (207 amino acids)
Biological process (GO): glutathione metabolic process
Molecular function (GO): glutathione transferase activity
Source: RefSeq, a predicted model, not a curated record
AUUCGACACUCAAGCUAGGUCCCUGGGAAGUUUAGGGAUUGCUCCACCACCUGUCUAUCAACCAGGAAAAUCAGUUGCCUACUUGUACCUGGGUAGAAACCUUUCAGCAAGCCAAUAUCAUAUAUGUAAACCGUCACCGUGCGCGCGCAACCGUAAUUCAGUCGGUGAAGGGGGACCCACAAGGACACCAUCAUGCUUCUCUACCGGCUAUUCAGAUAUCAAAGAGGCCUUGAUACAUUAUAAGUGGAGUAUCGUAUCUGUGCAUGAAAAGGAGAGUACGGGUAGACGACACAGAGGUUGACGACCCGUAAAUUAGCUCUGUUGCAUUGUUUCAAGGCCUGCAAGUAACAUGCCUCUAAAACCAUGGAAGGUCACCUAUUUCAAUGGCCGUGGUAGGGCGGAAGGUAUCCGGAUGGUACUCGUGGAGGCUGGGGUGCCGUUCGAGGACAUCCGUAUCACCAAACAGCAAUGGGCAACAAUGAAAGAAUCCACGCCUACACACACCCUUCCCAUCCUGGAGCUGGAAGACGGAACCGUUCUCAGUCAGUCAUCGGCCAUCCUCAGAUACCUUGGUAGGAAAUUUGGUAUGUACAGUGACAAUAUCACGGAGCAGUACAGAAUCGACUUGGUCAUGAACAUGAUAGAUGAUUUAGUGGACAAGAUACUUGUACCAACACUUUUGGAGAAGGACCCCGUUCUGAAGGCCGGGAAAAUGAAAACGGUUGAGGCCGAAGAUUUACCUGGUUACAUGAAAGUACUAACAAGGGAACUCAAAGCAGGAGGUAAUGGGUUUUUCGUCGGAACAAAGCUUUCUAUAGCCGAUGUCAAAAUCUUCACUGUCAUUGAAAACAUUGCAGGCGCUUUUCCAGCAACUAUGGCAAAAUGGGAUGACUUAAGGGAAUUCAAAAAGAGCAUAGAAUCUCGACCUAGGAUAGCUGCUUGGAUAAAGGAUAGACCGAAAUCAUGGUUCUAGGUUGUUCUUUGGACAGAGUCAAACAAUAGAAGUCUCAUUAUUCCCGUGAAAGUCUGUACAUUUCAUUAUCAUAAGCAAAUCACUCGAGAGACAUGAUUCAUUUCUAUUCGUGAUGGUAUGUUAUGGCUGUGAAUACGCUGUGUAAUGUAGAAUACUUGCAAUGUUGUAGGGGGAAAUUCUCAAAAACGUCAUUUAUUUCGAAAGUUGAAUGUCAGUGUGUGUGUGUGUGUGUGUGUGUUUGGGAAAAUUAAGACCACCAUCUUUCCUAUUCACGUUUUGUCAUCAUAACCAAUAAGCUUUUUUUUUCAAUUUUAUAUAAAGAUAGACACAUUUUAGAAU